Nicotiana attenuata is the source of this 616-nucleotide messenger RNA. Its product is annotated as gibberellin-regulated protein 11-like. Bases 106 to 417 code for a protein of 103 amino acids. Lineage: Eukaryota; Viridiplantae; Streptophyta; Magnoliopsida; Solanales; Solanaceae. The transcript has 3 exons. The record is from RefSeq and is a predicted model, not a curated record.
CAUCACUCUUCUCUUUACUUCACAUCCAUAGUGAAGGCCAGCUCAGAUUUUAGAGCUCUGAUCAGUUUUCUCCUUCCUACUCUCAUUCCUUUUGUAUCUGAAACAAUGGCAUUCCAAAAGGCGUUUGCUGCUUUGCUUAUUGCAUCACUUGUGCUUGUCCAUUUCACUCAUGCUCUUCAACAGGGAAACAACAGUAAGCCACCAGCACCAAGCCCUCAAGCUCCAAAGCCAUUAGAUUGUACAGGAGCCUGUGAAUAUAGGUGCAGCGAGUCGUCUAGGCCAAAUCUAUGCAACAGAGCAUGUGGAAGUUGCUGCCGUACCUGCCACUGCGUGCCACCAGGGACCUCUGGCAAUUAUGAAGCUUGCCCUUGCUACUUCAACCUUACUACUCAUAACAACACCCGCAAAUGUCCUUAAACAUUGAUGAAUGAUGGCGACUUACAUUUUCCCAAUUUUUCUCCUCCAAAUGUCCCUCUUAUUGAAUUUGUUGUGUAUCAUUAAGUAUGCCAGCUGUUGAUUUUGAAAUUUAAUCAAUUUUUUUCCUGUGUACGAUUGAAAGUUCAGUGUUUUUAAUGCAAUAUUAAUGGAUACUACUACUACUAUUUUUUUGAUUUUC